Messenger RNA from Adineta ricciae, 648 nucleotides. NCBI's taxonomy places the organism in Eukaryota, Metazoa, Rotifera, Eurotatoria, Adinetida, Adinetidae. The record is from the annotation of a GenBank genome assembly.
AUGGCUGAUUGUUAUGGAUGCCGAAGACCUUUGAAUUGUUCGUGUGGAUAUUUAUGUGCUACUACUCCGGACUGGGUCUUUUCUUUUUGUGAUUCUUGUUGGCAUAGAUAUACCGUUGCACUCUCAUCAAUUAUUCACAAAAACCAAAUAAAUGCACUAAAACAAGAAAACUAUCUAUUACACCAGAAGCUGACUACCAGUGAGCAAAAUUGUGCCGCGUUAGAAAAAAAACUUUCUCGUCUCAACACUCAGAAUCAAUCAGUCGACAACACGGAUAUAACAAAAUUACGUCAAUUCAUCGAGCAACUGCCUGUACUGCAAAUGGAUGUCCUACAAAGACUUUCAAACCUUUGUAUCGAGCAUUUCGAGGGUGAUCAUCAUGAAAUAUCAUCCAACUGUUCAUCGCAGUGUACCACAUCAUUUGUGGAAAAACUCGGUUCAAAUAUCAAUGGCAUAUUACAAACUGUACAGGACACUUUGACUCAACGAAAACAAACGAGGGAAAACAUUUUGGAAACAUUAUUAUCUAGCUGCAUAUCGGAAGAGACUAUUGGUGCUACUUUAAAACCGCUGGAAAUAGAAAUCGAACAGAUACAAAGAAAUUUCCAGGUGUGGAACACAUUUGCGAACAAAGUGGAUCAUAAUUAG